CGUUGAAAGGAAUAAAAAUCCAGCAAGAAAUAUUUUAGUUGCUGCAGUACAAGCAAUGUUUCCCUUUUUAUAGGACAAAUUAAGAGCAGUUUUUUUCUUACAUCUGCAUGUGUGUCCACUUUUUGGCAAUUAGCUUUGGCCCUCGGUUUCUUGGCUGCAUCUCUCUUUCACUGACAGUCGGUCACUGUAAUUUAUAUGACUAAUAUUUCUUUUCAUUAUAAAAAAUUAUACCAGUACAGAUAGAUUGCUUGCUUGUGUAGUUGUUUUGUGUCAAAAAGAAGAAGAGGAAGAAGAGGAUAAUAAUGGUAGUGGAAUUACAGAGCAGUAGUGGAACAGAACAGGGCAAGGGUAGAAGAAACCAAACAUAUGCCAACGUGGAAUUUGUGGGGAUCAACCAAAACUUAAAACCCACAUUCUCAGAUCUCUAGGAUUUCAGAAUUUCAGGUUCCACUAUCAUGUUUGCUUGUUUCUCGAGAAAAUUCUUUUUUUCUGAGGUGGGCGUUGUUAUGUAAGAAAGAAAGUGAUUUUGGUUUCUUUUGGAGAUUUGCUCAAAGUGAGAGUUGCAAAAGGGACCAUUUUCUUGUUCUGGAAGUGUAUUAGGUUUUGCCUUUUUUUUUAUGUGCUUCUUCUGAUUCUUAUAGGUAAGAAAAGGGGUUAUCUUUUUAUGUUAUUUGCAUUACAGAACAAGUUCAUAUAGCAGAACGUGGCUUUUGGGGUUGGUGGACAAGCUUUGAUAAAAGAAGAGUAGUUGGAGUUUUGCAAAGUGAAUGAAGUGAGGGUCAAAAAGUAUCCAUGGAAAGUAGGCGGAGUUUUGGGUUCUGCACAGUGGUAUUUCUGGUUUUGGCAUUGAUGGAGAUUUCUUCUGCCACUCUUUCUCCUACUGGUAUAAACUUUGAAGUGGUAGCUUUGGUGGCCAUAAAAACUGCUCUACUCGACCCAUAUAAUGUUCUGGAGAAUUGGGAUAUCAAUUCUGUUGAUCCUUGUAGCUGGAGGAUGGUUACUUGCUCCCCAGAUGGAUAUGUUUCUGCUUUGGGACUUCCUAGUCAGAGCUUAUCUGGGACUUUAUCUCCGUCUAUCGGCAAUCUCACUAACCUGCAAUCAGUGUUGCUGCAGAAUAAUGCCAUUUCAGGUCCUAUACCUGUUGCAAUUGGCAAGCUGGAGAAGCUUCAGACACUUGAUCUCUCGAACAAUACAUUUAGUGGAGAUAUGCCCACUUCUUUGGGGGACCUCAAGAACCUGAAUUACCUGCGAUUAAAUAACAAUAGCCUUACUGGACCCUGCCCCGAGUCUCUGUCCAAUCUCAAAGGUCUCACACUUGUGGAUCUUUCAUUUAACAAUCUGAGCGGUUCCUUGCCAAAAAUAUCAGCAAGAACUUUCAAAGUUACGGGUAAUCCUUUAAUAUGUGGACCUAAGGCCAGUAACAGCUGUUCUGCUGUCUUUCCAGAGCCUCUUUCUCUCCCACCAGAUGGUCUGAAUGGUCAAUCCAGCUCUGGAACAAAUGGUCACCGUGUGGCUAUUGCUUUUGGUGCAAGCUUUGGUGCUGCCUUUUCCACCAUAAUAGUUAUUGGGUUACUUGUUUGGUGGCGAUAUAGACACAACCAGCAAAUUUUCUUUGAUGUCAAUGAGCAAUAUGACCCAGAGGUAUGCUUGGGCCAUGUAAGAAGGUAUACAUUUAAGGAGCUGCGUACUGCAACUGAUCAUUUCAGUUCAAAGAAUAUUCUCGGGACAGGUGGAUUUGGCAUUGUGUACAAGGGAUGGUUGAAUGAUGGAACUGUGGUGGCUGUCAAAAGGCUGAAGGACUUUAAUGUUGCUGGUGGUGAAAUCCAAUUCCAGACAGAAGUAGAAACCAUAAGUUUGGCUGUCCAUCGAAAUCUUCUAAGGCUCUCCGGGUUCUGCACAACUGAGAAUGAAAGGCUUCUUGUUUACCCCUAUAUGCCGAAUGGAAGUGUAGCAUCUCAAUUAAGAGAUCAUAUUCAUGAUCGACCAGCUUUGGACUGGGCAAGAAGAAAGAGGAUAGCUCUAGGUACAGCUAGGGGGCUCCUAUAUUUGCAUGAGCAAUGUGACCCCAAAAUUAUUCAUCGUGAUGUCAAAGCGGCCAACAUUUUAUUGGAUGAGGACUUUGAGGCAGUUGUUGGAGAUUUUGGGUUGGCAAAGCUUUUGGAUCACAGAGAUUCCCAUGUGACCACAGCUGUUCGUGGCACCGUCGGUCAUAUUUCUCCGGAGUAUUUAUCAACAGGUCAGUCAUCGGAAAAGACUGAUGUGUUUGGGUUUGGGAUCUUGCUUCUUGAGCUAAUCACAGGUCAGAAGGCAUUAGAUUUUGGAAGGGCAGCAAACCAGAAAGGCGUCAUGCUUGAUUGGGUGAAGAAGCUCCAUCAGGACAGAAAGCUAAAUCUCAUGGUGGAUAAGGAUCUUAGAGGCAAGUUUGACAGAAUUGAAUUAGAAGAAAUGGUUCAGGUUGCUCUUUUAUGUACUCAAUUUAAUCCUUCUCACCGGCCAAAGAUGUCUGAAGUACUAAAGAUGUUAGAAGGUGAUGGUUUAGCUGAGAAAUGGGAAGCCUCACAAAAAGUGGAGACCCCAAGGUUCCGAUCAUGUGAAAACCCUCCUCAAAAAUAUUCUGAUUUUAUAGAAGAAUCCUCCCUUGUGGUAGAAGCAAUGGAGCUUUCUGGUCCUCGGUGACUAUCAUUUCUUCCUCAACACCUCCUUGCGUGAUCAAACAUGAAGUUGCAAAACUUUGAAAAUGAAAAAUAUGUAAUAUUGUUGAUAGUUGUUGAGUGCAUGUAUUCAUCUGUAAAAAGCGAAAGGAAAGCCAUGUAUAAAACAAACAUCUCGGUUCUUUCUUGGAAGAUGAGUUUGAGCUGAUUGCUCCCAGCUGAGAUCUCUGGAAAAUUUUGGAAAUGUGUUUGUGAUUAUAGAGACCUGAAAUUUAAUUUA
Messenger RNA from Populus trichocarpa (black cottonwood), 2931 nucleotides. RefSeq names its product protein NSP-INTERACTING KINASE 3. The coding region runs from base 793 to 2676 and encodes 627 amino acids. Gene Ontology annotation, molecular function: ATP binding; protein kinase activity; protein binding. NCBI's taxonomy places the organism in Eukaryota, Viridiplantae, Streptophyta, Magnoliopsida, Malpighiales, Salicaceae. The record is from RefSeq and is a predicted model, not a curated record. The transcript is spliced from 11 exons. Gene Ontology annotation, biological process: protein phosphorylation.